UACAGUCAAUUUUGGCGCCAAACAGGAAGACUUGUUUGCAAAUGACAAGUUGCACCGGUCUUCUAGUUUUGUGUAUAUAAAUAAUUACAUUUGUACUUUGUUUUGUAGUUUGCACUAAAUUUAAAACUAAAGAGACGAUAUAUAAAUAAAAAAUGGAAGGAUUUGACGAUCCCGGUGUAUUUUUCUCCGACAAUUUCGGUGUUGAAGAAAACGAAUCUCAUGACCAUAUUAACUUGCAAGGGGUUAAAAAACAGUUCAAAGAGUUCAUUAGACAGUUUCAUACAGGAAAUUUUAAUUUUAAAUACAGGGAUGCUUUGAAACGUAACUAUAACCUACAACAGUUCUGGGUCGAGAUUAACAUCGAGGAUUUAUCCAGUUUUGAUGAGGUUCUGGCUGAGAAACUUUAUAAAAAACCGACAGAACAUUUACCAAUAUUAGAGGAAGCUGCUAAAGAGUUAGCUGAUGAGCUGACAGCUCCAAGGCCUGAAGGUGAGGAGAAAGUAGAAGACAUACAAGUUUUACUAUCUUCCGAUGCACAUGCUGCUAACUUACGAGAGCUUAAAUCUGAAACAGUGUCCAGACUAGUAAAGAUACCAGGCAUUGUGAUAUCAGCGUCAGGAAUCAAAGCGAAAGCAACUAAAAUAUCAAUCCAGUGCAGAUCAUGUCGCAAUGUUAUACCCAACCUGCCUGUUAAACCUGGCCUGGAAGGUUAUGUUAUGCCUAGAAAAUGUAAUACGGAACAAGCUGGAAGACCAAAGUGUCCCCUGGACCCAUAUUUCAUCAUACCAGACAAAUGUAAAUGCAUUGAUUAUCAGGUGUUGAAACUGCAAGAAGCACCUGAGUCAAUACCCCAAGGUGAAAUGCCUCGCCACCUAACAGUAUACUGUGAUAGAAUGCUGUGUGAGCGAGUGGCCCCCGGAGCUAGAGUCACUGUGCUGGGAAUAUACUCUAUUAAGAAGAUAGCCAAGAUUGGGAGAGAAGGUCGCGACAAAGGGUCGGUUGGUGUGCGGUCCUCCUACAUCCGCGCUGUGGGAUUGACGGCUGAAGAAGGGGUGACCGGUGGCCUCAGGCCCUUCACUUCUGAUGAAGAGGAGCAGUUCAGGCGACUGGCUGCUUCUCCUGACGUUUACGAGCGGAUCGCCAUGUCUAUAGCGCCCAGCGUUUUCGGAGUGCAGGACAUGAAGAAAGCCAUUGCUUGUCUGCUGUUUGGAGGUUCCCGUAAACGACUGCCAGACGGACUGACCCGGCGUGGUGACAUCAAUAUACUGCUGCUGGGUGACCCUGGAACAGCCAAAUCACAGCUGCUGAAGUUUGUGGAGAAGGUGGCCCCCGUGGGCGUUUACACUUCUGGAAAAGGCUCCAGUGCGGCUGGACUUACUGCCUCAGUUAUAAGGGAUCCUGCCAGUAGAAACUUCGUAAUGGAGGGCGGUGCGAUGGUUCUAGCUGAUGGUGGCGUAGUUUGCAUCGACGAAUUCGACAAAAUGCGUGAAGACGACCGCGUCGCCAUCCACGAGGCUAUGGAACAACAGACCAUUUCCAUCGCCAAGGCGGGUAUAACCACAACGUUAAACUCGCGGUGUUCAGUGCUUGCGGCUGCUAACUCGGUUUUCGGGCGAUGGGACGACACCAAGGCGGAAGACAACAUCGACUUUAUGCCCACCAUUCUUUCGAGAUUUGACAUGAUCUUCAUUGUUAAGGACGAGCAUGACCAGAAUAGAGAUAUUACUCUCGCGAAGCACAUAAUCUCCGUGCACAUGGGCGGUGACAGUGCAGAGCGUCAAGCGGCGGCCGGGGAACUACCGCUAGCUCUCCUCCGACGUUACGCCGCGUACUGUCGCGCUAGGUGCGGCCCACGGCUCUCCGCAAACUCUGCGGAGCGACUGGGAGCUAGAUACGUGCUCAUGAGGUCCGGUGCAUCCUUGCAGGAGAGGCAGGCGGAUAAACGUCUUCCUAUACCUAUCACAGUCAGACAACUUGAAGCAGUAAUCCGUAUAUCAGAGUCCCUUGCUAAGAUGCAACUACAGCCGUUCGCAACGGAAGCUCACGUAACUGAGGCAUUACGGCUCUUCCAGGUGUCGACACUGGACGCUGCCAUGACAGGCAGCUUGGCUGGUGCCGAGGGUUUCACAUCGGAAGAAGACCACGAAAUGCUGUCACGUGUUGAAAAGCAGUUGAAACGAAGGUUCGCAGUCGGCUCUCAGGUGUCCGAGCAGACGAUUAUUCAAGACUUCCUCAGACAAAAGUAUCCGGAGAGAGCCAUCAUCAAAGUCAUACACACUAUGAUCAGACGUGGAGAGUUACAGCAUCGUCUUCAAAGAAAAAUGCUUUACAGGCUCUCGUAGAACUAUUUUUAUGUUUGUGUUAAUGUAUUAAUAGUUGUAUUAUUGUUUGUUUUUAUUCCAUUACAAGUUAGUGAGUAAGUUACAAUUUAAUUUAAUAUUAGAUGUUGCUAACCUACAUGGGGAUUGAGGUCCGAUAACCUGUCCUUCGCACACUUCUAUUUGAGAAUUAAUUCAAACCCUGAAUCACUUUAAACAGAAAGUCCCUAGUUGGAUUACUUGGGUUACUUUACUUGGCAGAAAAGCUGUACUUUCCACUAAAAGUGGAAUUACCAUCAGCUCUAUGACACAUUGUUAUAUUUUCAAAUGUUCAAAGCAUUAGAUAACUUCCAAUAAUACUCAAAACUUAUAAACUUACUCCUUUAAGUCAAUAGAAAAAAAAACUAACAGGGUUUUAUUAUUAUAGAAUUUAAGGUUCCAGUAAAAAGCUACAUAGAAACCAAUAGGUGUUUACCUAAUACCAGGGCACAAUAUAUCUUUUCAUAAGAUUAGAUUAGUAUAAUAAAUUCAUUCCCGCACUAGGUUGCACCAUUAAACAUGAAUCAUAAAUAGGUUGACAUUUAUCCAGUAGCAAUCCAGCGUUGUAUUGAAUCGAUGAAAGUUACAGUACAAUUUUGUUAACAUAUCCCAAACAAGCAUAGGAAAAUUUCAUCUACAAGCAAUAAUUCAUAAUCAUUGCCUGUACAUCAAAUUUUGUAUACAUUUUAUCUCAUAUCACAAUCCAAAUAGCAAUACUGUGAUGGAUUAUAUAGUUGAAUGUGAAUUUAAAUUCUAUUCAAUGUUCUAUUUUUAUUCAGGUUAUAUUAACUUUGCUAUGUGUAUUGAGAUUGUAUGAUCUAGGAAAUAAAAAAUCAACUAAUAUUUU
Molecule: messenger RNA, 3204 nt
Organism: Pararge aegeria (speckled wood butterfly)
Lineage: Eukaryota; Metazoa; Arthropoda; Insecta; Lepidoptera; Nymphalidae
Gene: Mcm5
Product: DNA replication licensing factor Mcm5
Exons: 13
Coding region: 153-2342 (729 amino acids)
Biological process (GO): double-strand break repair via break-induced replication; DNA replication initiation; DNA replication
Cellular component (GO): MCM complex; nucleus
Molecular function (GO): single-stranded DNA helicase activity; DNA replication origin binding; ATP binding
Source: RefSeq, a predicted model, not a curated record